Messenger RNA from Sclerotinia sclerotiorum 1980 UF-70, 669 nucleotides. RefSeq lists its product as hypothetical. The coding region runs from base 1 to 669 and encodes 222 amino acids. The record is from RefSeq and is a predicted model, not a curated record. NCBI's taxonomy places the organism in Eukaryota, Fungi, Ascomycota, Leotiomycetes, Helotiales, Sclerotiniaceae. Gene Ontology annotation, molecular function: hydrolase activity, hydrolyzing O-glycosyl compounds. Gene Ontology annotation, biological process: xylan catabolic process. The transcript has 2 exons.
AUGGUUGCAUUUUCCACCCUCCUAGCCGCCUUCUCGGCAAUUUCUACAUCCUUUGCUAUUGCAAGUCCCACGCUCCCUAAGCGUAGUCCCAUGGAUUUUGUUCUUAGACGCAACGAGAGCUCUCUUCUCCGCCGAGCAACUCCAAACUACAAACAGGAUUAUACUACUGGUGGAGAUGUAGUCUAUACACCAUCCGGGAGCUCCUUCACUGUAGAUUGGGACACCCAAGACGAUUUCGUUGUUGGACUUGGAUGGACAACCGGAUCUACUAACCCCAUCAACUUCAGCGGAACCUUCGGAAUCGGCUCCGGCACCGCCCUUCUCUCCAUCUACGGCUGGUCCGAAAACCCACUCGUAGAAUACUACAUCGUCGAAGACAGCAGCUCCCCACCGAGCUUCGGCACAGUAAAAGGCAGUGUGACGAGUGAUGGGUCAAGUUAUACAAUUUGGGAAAACCAACGUGUCAAUGAACCUUCUAUUGUUGGAACUGCCACUUUCAAUCAGUAUAUCUCAGUGCGAAAUUCUCCGCGAAAGAGUGGUACUGUUACUGUGGAGAAUCAUUUUAAGGCUUGGGCUGCGCUGGGGAUGAAUUUGGGUUCGCUUAAUUAUCAGGUUUUGGCGGUGGAGGGGUGGGGUGGCGAAGGGGCUGCUACGCAAACGGUUAGUUAG